Messenger RNA from Thamnophis sirtalis, 1673 nucleotides. NCBI's taxonomy places the organism in Eukaryota, Metazoa, Chordata, Lepidosauria, Squamata, Natricidae. The record is from RefSeq and is a predicted model, not a curated record.
GAAAAGGUGGCAGUGGCUGUGAAGGAAGCCCAGAGGCACUUGCAGACAGGGAGGCUGCGGGGGCUGUUUCUCCGCUGGAGGGGGGCUUCUGCUGGCAGUGCCCAUCAGAGGGGGCAGCUCACUGUGGCAGCUGAGCAUCACCGGAGGCAGCUGCUCAGCCGGUGCCUGGAGAGCUGGAAGCAAGAUCAUCUCAGCCGCCUGAGGGUCAUGCUCCUGCAGAGACAAGGGGAGCAGCUGCUGGCCCGGAGACUUUCUGCAGCCGCCUUUGCUUGGUGGAAGGUGCAGCUGGCGGACAGGCGGCAAGAGCAGCACCAGACCACACGAGCCCUCUGGCACUGGUCCCAGAGCCUCCAGCAGAAGGUGCUGAACGCCUGGCGAGGCUUCAUGCAGGAGCAGCUGCGGAAGAAGAGACGGAUGGCAUGGGCGGCUGAGAGCUACCAGGCGGAGCUGCUGCGCGAGGGCGCCUGCCGCAUCCUGAGAUACGUGGUUGCCGUGAAGCAGCACCGAGAAUGCUUGCAAGCCCAGCAUCAUCUGCAGGCCGCCUGUCAGCGUCACCACUUGGUCUACCGCUGCGCCAUGAUAUGGAAGCAGAAGGCUCUUUCCCGAAAGCCCAGCCUGGCACUUUCAGGCAUUCCCGCCAAGAAGCAUGUGACUUUCGAAGUGCCAAGACUGGGCCACGUCCCUCCUGGUGUUCCCAGGAGACAGGCCAACCUUCCCGGUGUGCCAAGGGACUGUCAGGCUGCUGGAGAUUCCAUCCUCUCAGAUUUAUACACGGCUCGCCAGGUGAGGCUGCAGCCUCGUAGACCCGAUUUCCUGGUACCAUUUCCUGAGAAAAGGGGGCUGCCGCAUGCAGGGAAGUGGCUGGAAAGCUCCGCUGGCUUUGCUCAGCCAAUGGCAGCAGGGCCCCUCCUGCCUGUCCCCCCCAGCAUCGGCCCUUCACCGUCCCCUUUUAGUGGCUGCGGUGACUCUUCUGGUUCCUUUCCCAAACCUGGACCCCCUCCCCCCAGGAGUCCUUGGCUUCACAGCCCCACCAGUGCUGCCCCAGAGCUGCAGCCCCCCUCCUCCUUCACGCUGGGGACAAAAAGGGCAAGUGUUGAGACGCCCUCCCUCAGCCCUCUGGCUGCAGCCCCUGGCAAGGAGAGGCCAAUGGUGGUCUCAAGGGGGCCUUUGCUGGCACCCAAAGAUUUUACAAGAGGAAGAAGGAGCCCACCUCUUUGCGGAAAAGCAGAAACCAAGCGAGGAAAGACUGAAAUUCAGCCGCUGGAGGAUGAGCUCCAAUGUAUUGGGCAAAAGAUGCAGGAUUACUACAGCCAGCAGCAGGAACUGAAGUUCUGCCAGCGACAGGAACGGCUUCUUAGCAAGUGGCUGGAACUGAGAGGAGUUGGGGAACCCUCUGAUGCGCAGGAAAUCCGUGAGAAGCUGGGCCAGCUGAAGGUGCAGAUUGCCUCACUUGUAAGCACGUUGGAAGGAGAGCGGCAGCUGAUGCAGAAAUACAUGAGCCGCGUCCAGGCCAUCCGAGCGGCUCUGAAGACGUAGGCAACGGCACCUCCACCUCCUGCUGGGGUGGUUGCGCAUGGAGGACUCUGCCCUUCCUUCUGCCUGGCCGGAGAAGCUGCUCCCACCGGUUUGGAUAGUUCCCACGCAUUCCUCAGAGGACCCUCAAACUGAGCCAC